This is a messenger RNA of Cyprinus carpio (common carp), 1800 nucleotides long. Its product is annotated as histone acetyltransferase KAT5-like. Gene Ontology annotation, molecular function: histone acetyltransferase activity. NCBI's taxonomy places the organism in Eukaryota, Metazoa, Chordata, Actinopteri, Cypriniformes, Cyprinidae. Gene Ontology annotation, biological process: regulation of DNA-templated transcription. The record is from RefSeq and is a predicted model, not a curated record.
ACUCGUGUUCUGUGACGCACUUUUGUGUGCGCCUGAUAUUAAAAAAAAAAAGAUGGCGGAUCACUCGGUUGAGAUCACCGAGGGCUGUCGACUUCCCGUGCUGCGAAAAAAUCAAGUAAAUGAAGACGAAUGGCCUUUGGCUGAAAUUCUCAGUGUCAAAGACAUCCUUGGGAAAAAGCUUUACUAUGUCCACUAUAUUGACUUCAAUAAGCGUCUGGACGAGUGGGUUACUCCAGACCGGCUGGAUAUUAAGAAGCUCCAAUUUCCCAAGAAGGAGGCAAAGACUCCCAUGAAGGAUGGCCUGCCUGGGUCUCGGCCGAGCUCCCCGGAGAGAGACGUGAAAAGGAAAGCAGAGUCAGUCUCUUUGGCAACACAAGUGACCGCAGUGACUCCAGUGCCUUCACUUCCUAGUUCUGCGGAGGCGAGUCAGGCCUCUGUCUAUCCAGCAAUGAGAGAUUCCUCUUUCAGCAUUAAAUCCAGAGAUGAGCAUGAACCACUCGCCUCUCUCACUACAAAUGGCACAACCUCCAUCCAGCGUCAUCUUAUUCCUCCUCAGCCUGGGAGAAAAAGAAAAAGUUGUGGAGGGACAGACGAGAUGGUAAAGAUGUUCCAGAAUAACAGCCCUCGCUGCUCCACCAUCUAUUUGCUGCCAGGAGAGGACUCUCAGGACAGUUCAGAUGGAAUCCCUUCUGCCCCACGCAUGACUGGUAGUUUGGUGUCAGACCGCAGUCAUGAUGACAUUGUGACACGAAUGAAGAACAUAGACUGUAUUGAGCUGGGCCGGCACAGACUGAAGCCUUGGUACUUCUCUCCAUACCCACAGGAGCUCACCUCUCUGCUCAUUCUCUACCUCUGUGAAUUCUGUCUCAAAUACCUCAAGAGUCUCAAAUGUCUUCAAAGACACCUGACGAAAUGCAACCUUCGGCAUCCACCAGGAAAUGAGAUCUACCGCAAAGGAACCAUCUCCUUUUUCGAAAUAGAUGGAAGAAAAAACAAGGCAUAUUCCCAAAAUUUGUGUUUAUUGGCCAAAUGCUUCCUGGACCAUAAGACCCUUUACUACGACACAGACCCUUUCCUCUUCUAUGUUAUGACGGAGUAUGACUCUAAGGGUUUCCAUAUAGUGGGCUACUUCUCAAAGGAGAAGGAAUCAACAGAAGACUAUAAUGUGGCCUGUAUCCUGACCUUACCACCUUAUCAGAGAAGAGGCUAUGGCAAAUUACUAAUUGAGUUCAGUUAUGAGCUCUCAAAGGUGGAAGGAAAGACAGGCACCCCAGAGAAACCUCUGUCUGAUUUGGGCCUGCUCUCCUACCGUUCAUACUGGUCCCAGACCAUUCUGGAGAUACUCAUGGACCUCAAAUCAGAGAAUGGAGAGCGGCCACAGAUCACCAUCAAUGAAAUUAGUGAGAUCACAAGUGUCAAGAAAGAGGAUGUGAUAUCAACUCUUCAAUACCUCAACCUCAUCAAUUAUUAUAAGGGUCAGUAUAUCCUCACCUUGUCUGAGGACAUAGUGGAAGGUCACGAGCGUGCCAUGCAGAAACGCCACCUCCGCAUUGAUCCCAAAUGCUUGCAUUUCACUCCUAAAGACUGGAGCAAGAGGGGCAAGUGGUGAAGUUCAGAGGAGGGCUGCUAGCUCACAGCUACAGAGAGGAAUUAAAACCAACAUAAAUACUGUAAAUAGUCUUGUAUUUAUGUACUUUUAUGGUUUUUAUAUCAAGCACUUGUUCGCAAAUAUUUUGAGCCAUUUCAAAAAUGUAACUGAAUGUGAUGUGUAAAUAAACAAAACAGCCUGUUUGUACUGUU